AAAAAUAAAGAGAAAAGCGAUGAUAAUAUUUCAUCUACAGCAUAUUAUAAAAAAAAUAAUAAUACUAUAAUUCUUCAAGACUCUUUAUCUGAUAAUGAAAAUGAUAAUAUUGAAUUUCAAGCUUCUUUGCCAGUUUAUGAAAAUGCUAAUAUUAAUAUAUCUUCUCCACAAAUAUGUGAUAAUGAUGAUAUUGACUCUCAAGCUUCUUCACUACUUCAUAGAAGCACUAAUAUUAAUGCAUCUUCUUUACAAAUAUGUGAUAAUGAUGAUAUUGAAUCACAAGCUUCUUCACGAUUUCAUAAAAGUACUAAUAAUAAUAUGUCUUUACAAACAUAUAAUAAUGUUGAUAUUGAAUCUCAAGCUUCUUAA
This is a messenger RNA of Racocetra fulgida, 369 nucleotides long. NCBI's taxonomy places the organism in Eukaryota, Fungi, Glomeromycota, Glomeromycetes, Diversisporales, Gigasporaceae. The record is from the annotation of a GenBank genome assembly.